This is a messenger RNA of Nothoprocta perdicaria, 4304 nucleotides long. It is a transcript of the gene NCAPD2, whose product is annotated as non-SMC condensin I complex subunit D2. Gene Ontology annotation, molecular function: histone binding. The record is from RefSeq and is a predicted model, not a curated record. The coding region runs from base 32 to 4258 and encodes 1408 amino acids. The transcript has 31 exons. Gene Ontology annotation, cellular component: nucleus; condensed chromosome, centromeric region. Lineage: Eukaryota; Metazoa; Chordata; Aves; Tinamiformes; Tinamidae. Gene Ontology annotation, biological process: mitotic cell cycle; meiotic chromosome condensation; mitotic chromosome condensation.
GUUUUGAGUGCUCGGGCGGGCGGCGGCCGCCAUGUCGUCGCCCAUGUCGUCGUCGCCGCCGUGGGAGUUUCACCUGCCGCUGGCCCCGGGCGACCUGCUGUGCGGCGGCGGGCCCGGCGGCUACGUGGUGCAGGAGGUGCUGCCCGCGCGCGAGCUGGCCGCGUCGCUCGCAGCGUUCCGGGCCGCGGUUCGGGCGCGCGGCGCGCUCGCCGUGCUGCAGCACUUCGACACGCUCUACAGCCUGCUGCACCACUUCGAGGCCGUGGGCGCCGCUGUCAAGGAGGACGCGCUGGAGCUGAUGGUGCAAGUGGUCUCUCGUCAUUCCAACGACCUUCCUGCCGUCUUGGGUGAUUCUGGCCUGAGCCACGCGGACCGCGCUGCUCACCUCAAUGCUCUCAAGAUGAACUGCUAUUUGCUGACCGGUCUGGUGGAGGCCUUUGAAAUGGAAACCUGCAAGAGUGGUCUGGUGGAGCUGGAUCCUAGUGGAAAGAACAAGAAGAACCGCGCUAAAGCCUCUGGAUUCGCCUGGGAAGAGGAGAGGGAGCCACUCAUACGACUGCUCACGCAGCUGCUGCAGCUUGAUCUCCGCCGACUUUGGAGUAGUUUGGUGGUGGAAGAAGAAUUUGUCAGCUUAAUGACUGGAAGCUGCUACCGUAUCCUGGAGAAUCCAAGCAUUGGUCUGCAGAAGCAUCGAGCCACGCGGGAGGCAGUGACCCAUCUGCUUGCUGCGGCUUUGGUUCACUAUGAUCACAUGUUCAGUGCCACUCUGAAGAUCACGCAGAUGCUACAGCACUUUGAACAUGUGGCCCCAGCGUUUGCUCAGGCUGUGAGCCUCUGGGCUACAGAGUAUGGCUUGAAAAGCAUGGUGGGAGAACUGCUGAGGGAAAUUGGACAGAAAUGUCCACAGGAUCUGGCCCGUGAUGCUUCUGGAGUCARGGGUUAUGCUGUCUUUAUAACCGAACUGGCUGAACAAAUCCCAGCUGUGGUGUUGUCCCACAUGAGUGUUCUGCUCCGUCACUUGGAUGGGGAGAAUUACAUGAUGAGGAAUGCCGUUCUGGCGGCUGUGACAGAAGCCCUGCUGAAGGUGCUGAACGGCGACAACCUGGAGGAMGGUGCCCGGGGUACUCGGGACCAGUUCCUAGACAUCCUGCAGGCCCACGUCUGUGACACCAGCGGCUUCGUGCGCAGCCGGGUGCUGCAGCUCUUCACUCGCAUCGUUCAGUGCAAGGCCCUGCCUUUGACUCGAUUCCAGUCCGUGGUAUCUCUGGCUGUUGGGCGUCUCAAAGACAAAUCUGUGGUGGUGGUGAAAAAUGCCAUCCAGCUGUUGGCUGCCUUUUUGUCCAAUAAUCCCUUCUCCUGCAAGUUGAGCUGUACAGACUUGGUCGAACCACUCAAGAAAGAAGCGCAGAAGCUGCAAGAAAUGAGGAACCAGCGCAGAGCUACAGCUGCUGCAACAGUCACCCCAGAGGAAGAGUGGGAAGCGAUGCUGCCGGAGAUUAGAACUGUCGUGCAGGAACUCCUGCAACCACUGCAGGGAGAGGAAGAAGAGGUGCUGGAAGUGGAGGCAACUGCAGAGGAAACAUCAGAGCGAAUUGCUUGCCUGCUGAGGAAGCUAAAUUACAAGGAUGCAGUUCGCCUUACGCAGAAGGCUCUGUGUCAGUUCCAGGACCUGGAGCCCUUCAGUGGCCCCAGAGAGGGAAACGAGGAGGCUACAAUCCUGGAUGUUCUGAAAAGACUCUACACAGGUUUAUGCCCAGGUGAGAAAACCGAGGAUCCCCCACGUGGCAGCUGUAGUCCUGUGACCAAAGAUGGUGCACURGAAGAGCAGCCUCAAACAGAUCUGGUAAAGCAGGAGAUGUUGGUGCAGUAUCUGCAAGAUGCUUACAACUUCUCAGUGAAAAUCACAGAAGCCCUGGGUCUCGUCAGCAAGAUGAUGUAUGAAAACUCUGUCUCAGUGGUGCAGGAAGCCAUCGAGUUCUUUGUGACGGUGUCGCAGUUCAGCGUGCCGCAGGCAGUGCUCGGAGUGCGCAGGAUGCUGCCCCUCGUGUGGUCCAAGGAGGCUGGCGUUAAGGAGGCCGUGCUGAGCGCCUACAGGCGGCUCUACCUCAGCCCUGCUGGGGAUUCGGAGAGGGCAAGGGCCCAGAGCCUGGUGCGGUCCCUCUCUCUCAUCAUGGUGGACGCCUCGCUAGGAACAUUACAGUGCUUAGAGGAAAUAAUCUCGGAGUUUGUGCAGAAGGAUGAACUAAAGCCUGCCGUGACGCAGCUGCUGUGGGAGCAGUUCACAGGGAAGUGUCCGUGCUCGCUGCUGGAGCGCCGCGCUGCCGUGCUGCUGCUGGGCAUGAUGGCGCGAGGCAAGCCAGAGAUCAUAGGUAGCAACCUGGAUGUCUUGGUGACCAUAGGUUUCUCUGAGAAGGUCUGUGAAGACUACCGCCUGGCUCAGGAAGUGUGCAGUGCCAUCUCCAAGCUUGCCAGCAAUUCUAAGCCGGCGCUGGGCAGGAACGCGGCCCCUUUUCGGCUGCCGCAGAGCCACGCGCUCUUCAGCAGCCUGAGCGAGGCUGUGAGCAAAGGCUUCGCCCAGCCCAGUGGCCACUGGAUCCCUUUCAUGGAGGCUGCAAUAACACUUACCUACCAGCUGGCGGAAGGGGCAGAGGAGAUUUGUGCUCGCAUCCUGCACGAGUGCAGUCRGCAAGCUCUGGAGAAGCUGCAGGAUGCUGAUGGGCAGAAAGCAGAGCCAGGGGCUUCUCCCAGCAGUGUCGCUGACGGCGCGAGCAGCCUCCCUACCUUCCUGCUGAUGCACCUGGUGUCCCUUGUGGGCCAGGUGGCCGUACAGCAGGUAGCGUAUUUGGAAGUGUGUGUGAGCACCGAGCUGYGCAGGCGUCGCAUCCUCGGCGAGGAGCAGAAGGCCAAGCAGCAGCGCCCUGAAGGCAGCGCAAAGAAACACAGACCCCAGAGCACUGGAAAUGAGACCACAAUGGAGGAGGAGCUGGGCCUCGUGGGAGCCUCGGCUGACGACACGGAGGCUGAGCUCAUCCGCAGUAUCUGCGAGACUGAGCUUCUGGAUGACAAACACCUGAUCUCUGCCUUUGUUCCGCUGGUGCUCAAGAUCUGCAACAACCCCGGGCUCUACAGUGAUCCAGCACUCUCGGCUGCUGCCGCCCUGGCUCUAGGCAAAGUCUGCAUGAUCAGCUCUGAGUUCUGCGACUCCCACUUGCGCUUGCUGUUCACCAUGAUGGAGAAGUCCACUCUGCCUGGAGUGAGAUCCAACCUCAUGAUUGCAGCAGGAGAUCUGGCCAUCCGCUUCCCCAAUCUGGUGGAGCCUUGGACACCACACCUCUACGCCAGGUUGCGGGACCCCUGCCAAAAUGUGAGGCAGACAGCUGGGCUGGUCAUGACUCACCUCAUCCUCAAAGACAUGGUAAAGGUGAAGGGGCAAGUGAGUGAAAUGGCAGCUCUGCUCAUGGACCCGGAGGAGGCAAUCGUGGGACUGGCUCAGAACUUCUUCAGCGAACUCUCCAACAAGGGCAACGCCAUCUACAACCUGCUUCCGGACAUCAUCAGUCGUCUCUCGGAUCCCGAGUGCGGUGUGGAUGAGGAAUCCUUCCGCACUAUUAUGAGGCAUUUGUUCUCCUAUAUCACAAAAGAUAAGCAGACAGAGAGUUUGGUGGAGAAACUUUGUCAGCGAUUUCGGACUGCCAGGACUGAGCGUCAAUACCGGGAUCUGUCUCACUGCCUUACUCUGCUUCCCCUCACGGAGCGGGGCCUUCACAAGCUGCAGGAUAACUUUGACUGCUUUGCAGACAAGCUCCAAGACCCGGCUGUCUACAGCUGUUUCCAGGCUGUGCUCCUUCGGUUCCGCAGAGCAGUCAGCAAGACYGAGUCUAAGGCUCUGGYGGAGGAGCUGGAGCAGAAGCUGCAGGCUCGGCACAACCGGGGCCUGGAUGCGGCCGAGCCGGGCCAGGAAGGCAGCGGGACSCGCGCGCCCGAGCCGGCCAAGCAGCGGCCAGCGGGAGGCUCCCAGCGGCAGCCCUUGAGCGCAGCCAACAGGACCGCCGAGGAGUCCUUUGUCACACCUCCUCCUCGUGCACCCCGAAGCUGUAAGCGUGCCCAGAAGCGGCGCCCACCCAAAAAGCCCAUCCUCAUCUUCUCCAGCGACGAGGAGAACAGCUCUGAGGAGGAAUUUGCAGCAGAAUUAACCGAGGAAGAAACACCCACAAAAACAACUCCCAUCACCAGAUCUUCAGCCCGCCGGCUGCGCUGAGGGAACCAUCUGCCACUUUCUUUAAAAAUAAAAGUGAUUUUAUGCA